UUUAAUCGAUACCACGCCACUUGACUUAAUAACAGACAUUGUGAUUUCAAGCGCAUACCUUAAAACACCUAGCAAAAUACGACAUUUGAAAUCGAAACUACCUGUCACCACAAGUAGGUUUUUCUCGGAAAACCUUUGUGUUGCACGCCAUACAGUAUUACCUCCCAUUGCCUGGAUUAUUGAUAUUUUCACUUUAGUAAAGUAAGAGUUAUAUGGUAGAUAUGGCGAAUUCUAACAAAGGCACCGGUGGCUCAUCAGCAUCUCAAAGAGUAAACGAACAGCUGCAUCUUUUAGAGAGCUCGCGUCGAUUAACAGCGGAGGAAGUUCAAGAGCUACAACAACAAGAAAUGGUCAUCAGACAAGAGAACCUAACUGUUUCAACUGCAAGAAAAAUAUACAACCAAGUGAACAUCUUCGGCGAAAGUAUGGAGGAUAAAAUUAAGAGAUCAAGACGAGAGCUGAAAGAGAGACGAGCCCAAGAAAAAAGAACAAAAAAAUUAGAAAAAAUUGGUAAAAAUAUGCUGGGUCUUAAUGGUGAUGUACGAGUAGUUUUGGUUGGAAAAACAGGAAUAGGAAAAAGCCACCUUGGUAGUAAUCUUUUAAAGACAAAUGUGUUCAAGUAUCUUAUGAGCUUAAUGUCAGUUACUAAACAAUGCAAGUUUGGAGAUAGGUGCUUAGAUGAUGCAACUACCUUAUUAGUCGUGGACACGCCGGGACUGUUCGACACGAGAGAACCUAACGAACAAACCAGUAAGGAAAUUGUAAGAAGCAUUGCCCUUACAGCCCCUGGUCCCCAUAUUUAUAUCUUUGUCAUCUCCGUGGGGAGAUUUACACCAGAGGAAGCCGAUACUGUGAAUAUCUUACAAGAGAUGUUUGGCGAACAGGUUAUAAAACACGUCAUCAUCGUUUUUACCCGCAAAGAUGAUUUGGAUGGUUAUGAUUCACCCAAAGAUUUCAUUUUAAAUUCACCACCCGUCUUGCAGAAUCUUCUCGAACGGUGCGGUUACAGGUUCGCAUUCAUCAAUAACAAGGCACAUAAAGAUGAAAUACAAGAAGAUGUGGAUUUUAUUUUGGAUUUAAUCUAUAAAACUAUUGGUGAAAACAACGGAGCUUACUAUACGAACGACUCGUAUGAAAAAGCUGAUGAAGUCCUAGAGGUAAGACGAAAAGAAAUUCGAAGUGAAAAGGAACGAAGGCAAAACGAACUCAAAGAAGAAAGAGACCAAAUUUUCAAUCAAGCAACGAAUGAGAACUUUGGAGGAACGGACGGAAAUAAACUUUUGAAGGACACCCAAGAAGCUGAAAACAUGCUUGAAGAGAAACGCCGACGGAUACAGGAAAUUGAAGAACAGAACAGAUUGCUAACUCAAAAGAUGGAAGAAGAGGCAGAGCGUCUUUCGGCUCUGCAAGAACAAAAGAAAAAGAUUCGAGAACAUAAGGAACUGCAGCAAAAGGAGAUCGAAAAGGAAGAGAACAAACUUCGGGAACUGGACCAAGAACAGAAACGAUUACGGGAAGAGGACAAAUUAAGGCGACAGGAGAUACAAAAAGCCGAAGAGGAAAAAUUAAAACAACUCGAGGAAGACAGAAAAAGACGUGAUGAUAUUAGAAAAGCCGAACAACAGAAGGAAGAGGAUAGGUUAAAAUCGCUGGAAGAAGAAAGAAUAAAAUUUUACGAGGAAGAGGCAGCCAAGAAACGGUCAUCACAAAUAGAGGAAGAACGACUUAGGGACCUGGAAGAAAAGCAGAAACGGCUGCGAGAAGAGGAUGCGAUAAGACGAAAAGAAAUGGAAGCUGAAGCCGAACGACUGAAGAAACUUGAAGAAAUGAAACGGCAGAUCGUCCAUGAAGACCGGGAUUCCUCACUCUCUAAAACGCUACUAAAGUUAACUGAAAUUAAUGAGAAAUUGGUGGACAAUGCCAAAAUAAAUCCAAACAGAGAAGUCAUAAAAGAAGUUGAGAAUAAUGACUCGCUAGUAACGGCUAUAGGUUCUGCUGUGUAUGAUUAUGGGUCAUCAGCUGUGGCAGCUACUGUGGGGUGGCUAAAGAGCUGGUGGUAAAACCCAAAAGAAAUUGACCGUUUUCUGAAAUAUCUCUUGAUACAUAUUAUAUAGUUACACUUUAAUUUACGUAAUUGGUAUUAUUAGAUAUAACUUUAGGUCAUAUAGCGUUAUUCUAUAAAACCUUAAGUCAACUGGUUUUAUUAGUUAUAGCUUUGAUCAAAGCCAAGUUGAAGGUCGUCUGAAAAAACAAUGAUGACAAUAACAUUCUUACAGAACAUACUGAUGAUGGCGAACUUUCUGAAUCUUUCUCAAUACAUUUCUCUGAUACAAUUUGUAAAAUUAAAAGAAAUUAUGUCUAAUAUAACAAUCCACCAUCUAA
Patella vulgata (common limpet) is the source of this 2382-nucleotide messenger RNA. Its product is annotated as golgin subfamily A member 6-like protein 1. Bases 213 to 2060 code for a protein of 615 amino acids. The transcript has 5 exons. Gene Ontology annotation, molecular function: GTP binding. Lineage: Eukaryota; Metazoa; Mollusca; Gastropoda; Patellidae. The record is from RefSeq and is a predicted model, not a curated record.